AUGGUCAGCGUGCAGGGCGUACACAAGCCACUGUUCGCGCUGCUCGGGCAUGAGGACGUUGUCAGGAUUGUUGACGGGGCUGUGCUGGUCGACGACGACGAUGAGGAGGACGAAGACGAGAAGGAGAAAGAGAAGGAGAAGACAAGGGAGAGGGAGUUGGAGAAGGAAGAGGCCGCCAGCGAUAGGAAGAGGAAGAAAAAGAAGAAGCGGCGGACUACAUUCGAGGAGGACAGACCGAGGGAGAUGAAUACCUUCUUUGACGACUUGUAG
This is a messenger RNA of Chondrus crispus (carragheen), 270 nucleotides long. RefSeq lists its product as hypothetical. The record is from RefSeq and is a predicted model, not a curated record. NCBI's taxonomy places the organism in Eukaryota, Rhodophyta, Florideophyceae, Gigartinales, Gigartinaceae. The transcript has a single exon. The coding region runs from base 1 to 270 and encodes 89 amino acids.